Messenger RNA from Elephantulus edwardii (Cape elephant shrew), 858 nucleotides. RefSeq names its product VAMP (vesicle-associated membrane protein)-associated protein B and C (gene VAPB). Lineage: Eukaryota; Metazoa; Chordata; Mammalia; Macroscelidea; Macroscelididae. Bases 1 to 858 code for a protein of 285 amino acids. Gene Ontology annotation, cellular component: endoplasmic reticulum membrane; plasma membrane. Gene Ontology annotation, biological process: endoplasmic reticulum membrane organization. Gene Ontology annotation, molecular function: FFAT motif binding. The record is from RefSeq and is a predicted model, not a curated record. The transcript is spliced from 6 exons.
AUGAGGAGUGGGGGCUGGCACACGUCCGUGGUCCUCCCUGAGCCUCGUUCCUCUUCUGUAGAGCCCCUGUGUGCCAGGGCCCUCACUGGUGCCGUGGUGGCACGAGAGCAGGGCGGAUGCCCGUCCUUAGAGUUGGCGUGCCCGCCGCAGCUCCCUGCUGCCACAUGGCAACACACCACCGGUCCCUUCACCGACGUGGUCACCACCAAUUUAAAACUGGGCAACCCAACAGACCGCAAUGUGUGUUUUAAAGUGAAGACCACGGCCCCGCGUCGGUACUGUGUGAGGCCCAACAGUGGGAUCAUAGAUGCCGGCACGUCCAUUAACGUAUCCGUGAUGUUGCAGCCUUUCGAUUAUGAUCCCAAUGAGAAAAGUAAACACAAGUUUAUGGUUCAGUCUAUGUUUGCGCCAAGUGACACUUCUGAUAUGGAAGCAGUAUGGAAGGAGGCAAAACCGGAAGACCUUAUGGAUUCAAAACUUAGAUGUGUGUUUGAAUUGCCAGCAGAAAAUGAUAAACCACAUGAUGUAGAAAUAAAUAAAAUUAUAUCCACAACUGCAUCCAAGACAGAAACCCCAGCAGUGUCCAAGUCCCUGAGCGCCUCUCUGGAUGACACUGAGGUCAAGAAGGUGGUGGAAGAGUGCAAGAGGCUGCAAGGGGAGGUGCAGCGGCUGCGUGAGGAGAACAGGCACCUGAAGGACGACGACGGCUCCGGGCUCCGGAUGAGGAAGAGCGCGCAGAGCAGCAGCCCGGGGCCUGCGCCCGCCCCGGCCCGGGAGGAGGGCCUGAGCACCCGGCUGCUGGCGCUGGUGGUCCUGUUCUUUAUAGUGGGCGUCAUUAUUGGGAAGAUUGCCUUGUAG